AUGCAGGCACCACAUCACGCAGACAAAUCGACCGGGGCCACCCGGACCUUUUCCAUAGGUUCGGGACGAGGCCAAACCAACCCACUGGAAUUACCACUCGACCAAGUCACCACCAAUGCCAACCUCGAAGAGUAUACCCGCGAAACCGCAGCUGGGGAGAUUAUCAAACCAAUGCGCUCCUCGGCUACUGGCAAGAUGGAGGACUGGAAGCUGGUCACAUUCAAGAUCGACGACCCCGAGAACCCAAAGAACUGGUCCAAGGCCUUCAAGUGGUAUUGUACCAUGGUUGUGUCAUUCACGUGCUUCGUCGUUGCUUUUGCCAGUAGCGUUAUUACCGCCGGUCUUGAGGGCCCCAUGGAAUCUUUUGGGGUCGCUCGCGAAGUGAGUCUUGUUGUCGUGACCGUAUUUGUGAUCGGCUUUGGAGUUGGCCCGAUGGCAUUCGCUCCCAUGUCCGAAAUGUUUGGUCGUCGACCUGUCUACGCCGUGACUCUCUUACUUGCCGUGAUAUUCGUGAUUCCCUGCGCCGUGUCGAAGAACAUCGGAACCCUUAUCGUCUGUAGAGCUAUUGAUGGCAUCGCUUUCAGUGCUCCUAUGACCCUCGUUGGCGGUACCCUAGCGGACCUGUGGAAAAGCGAGGAGCGAGGUGUUCCUAUGGCCGCUUUCUCGGCGAGUCCCUUCCUCGGGCCUGCCAUUGGACCCCUUGCUGGCGGGUACCUGUUUGAUGCAUCCGGAUGGAGAUGGCUAUAUUGGCUGCAGUUGAUCCUUGCCUUCGUCGCUUGGGUUCUCAUCACGUUCACGGUCCCGGAAACCUACGGCCCGACGAUCUUGAAGAAACGUGCCCAGAAGCUCAGGAAAACAGAGAAUGACCCAAAAUACGUGACGGAGACCGAAAUCGACCCUUUGCCUAUCGGGCAGAAACUACGGAUUGUUCUGUUUCGGCCAUUCCAGCUCCUGUUCUUGGAACCUAUCGUUCUGUUCAUCGCUAUUUACAUGUCCGUCCUGUACGGUCUGCUGUACAUGUUCUUCGUCGCCUACCCCAUCGUCUACCAGUCUGGCAAAGAAUGGAGCGCCGGCUCUACAGGCCUCAUGUUCAUCCCUCUCGCCAUCGGUGUCCUCAUGAGCGCCGCCUGCGCCCCUUUAGUUAACAAACACUACCUGGGCAUCUACGAGCAGUAUAAUGGCAAACCGCCCGCCGAGAAGCGCUUGAUUCCGAUGAUGCUUUCCUGCUGGCUGAUCCCUAUUGGACUGUUCAUUUUCGCCUGGACAUCCUACCCGCGCCUCCACUGGAUCGGACCCGCCAUCGGUGGCUGGCCUGUCGGAUUCGGGUUCAUUUUCUUGUAUAACUCUGCGAACAACUACUUAGUGGAUACGUACCAACAUCAAGCUGCUUCCGCCCUUGCAGCCAAAACCUUCCUUCGCUCCAUGUGGGGUGCGUCUACGGUUCUAUUCACUGAGCAGAUGUACGAAAGAUUGGGAUACCAAUGGGCCAGCUCGUUGCUUGCGUUCAUUGCGCUGGCUUGCUGUGCGAUUCCCUUCGUUUUCUACUUCAAGGGUGAAUCGAUCCGCCGCUUCUCGAAGUUCGCGUUCAGUGAUGACGAGGAGAAGGGGGGGAAGGCUUAG
Aspergillus melleus is the source of this 1620-nucleotide messenger RNA. RefSeq names its product MFS transporter. NCBI's taxonomy places the organism in Eukaryota, Fungi, Ascomycota, Eurotiomycetes, Eurotiales, Aspergillaceae. Gene Ontology annotation, molecular function: transmembrane transporter activity. Bases 1 to 1620 code for a protein of 539 amino acids. Gene Ontology annotation, biological process: transmembrane transport. The record is from RefSeq and is a predicted model, not a curated record. The transcript has 4 exons.